Thermothelomyces thermophilus ATCC 42464 is the source of this 1260-nucleotide messenger RNA. RefSeq lists its product as uncharacterized. The transcript has a single exon. NCBI's taxonomy places the organism in Eukaryota, Fungi, Ascomycota, Sordariomycetes, Sordariales, Chaetomiaceae. The record is from RefSeq and is a predicted model, not a curated record. The coding region runs from base 176 to 1066 and encodes 296 amino acids.
CAGAGCGGUACGGAGUAAUCCGUCCUUUCAUGACGGAACUUCAGCUGCUCGCAGUGGGACACCUUCGCUCCCGAACUUGGACCAGAACAUCCACCACUCCCACUGCGUCGGCUGAUCGAUAUUCCCGGCACCAUGAUGUUGGGCCAUUCAAGCAUGAUUUGUUCUCCCUGAAACGAUGCCUCUCAAGUUACCAGCGACAAGCCUCUGCUCGAGCCGCAGCGUGCUCUCCGUGUUCUAUACCCCAUCUUCAGCCUCGUCACUGUGCCGGCCACGCGAUCGACGGUCCGUUGCGCCCUUAUCGCAAUGUGCACAACAUUGGCAGUCCUACGCCACGGUGUCUGAUGGGCAGCGGGGCGACAAGCCCAACAACACAGACUAUCCGAAGUGGCCGACGUCUGCGAAUCCUACACCUUACGAGAUCCUAGGGCAUCCGCGGGAUUGUCCCUACAACAAGGCCCGGUAUUUCCAGCUCGCCAAACUCUACCACCCAGACCGCCACCACCAUACCUCCGGCGAUGGCAUUCCCCAGGUGACGAAGCUUGAACGGUACCGCCUAAUCGUCGCAGCCCACGAAAUCCUCAGUAAUCCACAAAAGAGACGCUUGUAUGAUCUGUACGGCUUUGGUUGGGAAAACCAGACAGACCCCAAGAUCCGGCACCGUGAGGCGGACCGCGCGUGGCGGCAGGAGCCGGGAAACCCCAGUAUGAAUGCGACGUGGGAGGACUGGGAGCAGUGGCACCAGCAACGAAAUGGCAGCGGCGGGAAGCAGGAGGAAGUCUUUACGUCCAACAUUGCCUUUAUGGCCAUCGUUUCAGCUUUUCUCAUUGUCGGUACUUGGAGUCAGAUGACAAGAGCGGGUACGAAUUCGAUCAGCAUUAUCGAGAUGCGGGACCAACAACACGCGGCCAUAAGCAGGGAGCUUCAGGAGCGGCGGAACCAAAGGGCUCGCCUUGACCGGGAAGCCAGGGUUGAAAGCUUCGUACGGCAGCGAGAGUUUGAAAAGUGGGCACAUGACCCACCUGGGCAUGGUCUCCGAGCCCCAGGGGACAGCGAGGUGUCGAAUUGACUCUAGGGAGGCAUCGGCACCGUGUUUCCGCGUUACAACUCUCAGAGUGUUGGGUCUUUGCUGUCAUACACUAGCUUGCUCGGGGGCGCUGUUCAAACCCACAACCGUUCCCCACAAAGCCCGCGAGGCAUUGACACACAAUGAGUCUUCAGUGGUCCUAGGGUCCUAGAGAUCGCUCUCGGCGUAGUGUUUCA